Molecule: messenger RNA, 1389 nt
Organism: Knipowitschia caucasica
Lineage: Eukaryota; Metazoa; Chordata; Actinopteri; Gobiiformes; Gobiidae
Source: the annotation of a GenBank genome assembly
AUGUUUUCGUACUGUCUUUUACUGCACCACGCACGUGCGCCUGCUGCUCUGCACUGUGGAGGAGACUGUGCAAACGUCUUCGCUACCUUCAGUUCUGCAGUACUUCACAAAAUGUCUGAGAACGACGUUGACAACGAGUUGUUGGACUAUGAGGAGGACGAGGAGCCCCAGGUGAUACCAGAAACCACCACAACCAAGAAGGAGGUGAAGGGGUCCUAUGUGUCCAUCCACAGCUCUGGGUUCAGAGACUUUCUGCUUAAACCAGAGCUGCUUCGAGCUAUUGUCGAUUGUGGGUUUGAGCAUCCAUCUGAAGUCCAACAUGAGUGCAUCCCUCAAGCCAUUUUGGGAAUGGACAUCCUAUGUCAGGCCAAAUCUGGAAUGGGAAAAACUGCUGUAUUUGUUCUUGCUACACUACAACAGUUAGAGCCAGUUGAGGGUCAGGUCUCUGUUCUUGUGAUGUGCCACACUCGAGAGCUGGCCUUCCAGAUCAGUAAGGAGUAUGAGCGUUUCUCUAAGUACAUGCCCAGUGUGAAGGUGUCCGUAUUUUUCGGUGGUUUGUCAAUUAAAAAUGACGAGGAAGUGCUGAAGAAGAACUGCCCUCACAUUGUUGUUGGGACACCAGGUCGUACUCUAGCCCUCGUUCGCAACAGAACGCUGAACCUGAAGAAUAUUAAACACUUUGUUCUUGAUGAGUGCGAUAAGAUGCUUGAAGAACUAGAUAUGAGAAGUGAUGUUCAGGAAAUCUUCAGAUUGACGCCACACGAGAAACAGGUGAUGAUGUUCAGUGCUACCUUGAGCAAGGACAUUCGCCCUGUGUGUCGCAAAUUUAUGCAGGAUCCUAUGGAGGUGUUUGUGGAUGACGAGACCAAGUUGACACUUCAUGGAUUGCAACAGUACUACUGUAAACUCAAAGAUAGUGAAAAGAACCGCAAGUUGUUUGACCUACUAGAUGUACUCGAGUUCAAUCAAGUGGUCAUUUUUGUAAAGUCAGUCCAUCGCUGUGUAGCUUUGUCUCAACUUUUAGUUGAGCAAAACUUCCCUGCCAUAGCGAUCCACAGAGGCAUGGCUCAGGAAGAGCGGUUAUCCAGAUACCAGCAGUUUAAAGAUUUUCAGCGGCGAAUUCUGGUAGCAACCAAUCUCUUUGGUCGAGGCAUGGACAUUGAGCGUGUUAACAUUGUUUUCAACUAUGACAUGCCGGAGGAUUCAGAUACUUACCUGCACAGAGUGGCUCGUGCUGGAAGGUUUGGAACCAAGGGCCUGGCCGUCACAUUUGUGUCAGAUGAAACUGAUGCCAAGACGCUGAAUGAGGUCCAAGACCGCUUUGAGGUCAAUGUGCCCGAGCUUCCAGGGGAAAUCGACAUUUCCUCGUACAUUGAGCAGUCCAGAUGA